AUGGGUCAACAUGCACUCGAAGCAAUCCUGCGCGAGCACCUCGCCAAGCUUGACGAGAAAUGCGUCAGAGUGAAGGUUGCCAAGCAUCGCGGCGACGACGGGGAAGAAGUCGAGGAGGAUAUAGAAGUGGCGUACUUGAUCGGUGCAGAUGGAGCGAAGAGUGUGACGAGGAAGCAACUCGGGCUUACCUUUCUUGGAACUACCAGGGAAGAUGAUUUCCUGGUAGGAGGGGAUAUCCGUUUGGAAGUUAAGGGCCUUGAUCGGGACCACUGGCACUGGUUCGGCACGGUGUCGCAAGAUGUUGGCACAACUGACCUUAAAGGUCUCGCCCGAGACGAGGAGGCUCUCGUGAGUUAUAUAAAAGAUUUCAUAGGCCUCGGAGACGAUGUCGAAGUCAAAGAGGUGAUACCCAACAUACGGCUUGUGAAUAAGUUUGGAGUGGGGAGGAUUUUUAUUUGUGGAGACGCUGCCCAUGCACACAGUCCAGCUGGCGGACAAGGUCUGAACUCAAGUGUCCGGGAUGCACUUAAUAUUGCCUGGAAAAUUGCACUGGUCUACAAAGGCUUGUCCCCAGCAUCCCUUCUCGACACUUACACCAUCGAACGGCUCCCUGUGAUUACUGAAAUGCUUGUGUCGAGCGUACCCCACGAUCAACUUCUGGCGAAAGUGAAACCCAACUUGGAACAUUCAAUGCGUCGCGGAGAGAAGAUGUACAUGCUCGGCGUGAAUUAUCGUAGCAGCCCGAUCGUCAUCGACGACUUUGCGCCCACUCCUACAUCGGGAGCCGAAGCAACAUACAGCGCGUACGGAGAUACCCAAGAAGGCGUCUUGCUCGCCGGUGACCGUGCACCUGAUGCACCGGGACUCGUGCCCGUCAUUUCACUUAACCGUGCAUCCUGCAGCAUUUCGAGUGGUUCUCAGUCAAAUGGAAUGGCUUGGAGCACCCACCAGAGUGUGCGAAAGGAAUUUGUAAGGCGUGUAAUCAUACUUCCUGGACCUCCCUCCGAGUUAGAUGGACGUGUCGAGAUGCCCUCUGGGGACGACCAGGCCAUCGACGCGGAAGUACUCGUCGAUCAGGCGGGUCAUGCGCACCGAGGGUAUGUUGUCGAGAAGCAGGCGAUCAAAGUUGUGGUGCGUCCGGAUGGGGUGGUGGGUGCAAUUGUGCGUGGUGCGACGGGGUUGGAGCAAUACUUUGAGGGCGUGUUCGGGAAGACGGAGGGUAUGCGCGCCAAGUAGGAUCAAUCCUCAUACUGGGUCGGCAAUUUUGGCAGGGACUACAUAACCCCAGUUUCUAUACUCGUACCCCACGACCCCCUCUUCGAGAAUUUUCUGCGACCGCACGGUAGUCACAGGAUAGUUUCUGUUCAUGGAUUUCAAUCUCGGAUAUUCUGUACGUGAUUGCUGUAAUGGCGAUGCGAAGUUGUAAGACUUGCAAUGACACCACACCAGGA
This is a messenger RNA of Pisolithus orientalis, 1451 nucleotides long. RefSeq lists its product as uncharacterized. Lineage: Eukaryota; Fungi; Basidiomycota; Agaricomycetes; Boletales; Pisolithaceae. Gene Ontology annotation, molecular function: FAD binding. The transcript is spliced from 10 exons. Bases 1 to 1236 code for a protein of 411 amino acids. The record is from RefSeq and is a predicted model, not a curated record.